Lontra canadensis (Northern American river otter) is the source of this 1743-nucleotide messenger RNA. RefSeq names its product coiled-coil domain containing 106 (gene CCDC106). The record is from RefSeq and is a predicted model, not a curated record. Gene Ontology annotation, cellular component: nucleoplasm. NCBI's taxonomy places the organism in Eukaryota, Metazoa, Chordata, Mammalia, Carnivora, Mustelidae. The coding region runs from base 360 to 1205 and encodes 281 amino acids. The transcript has 6 exons.
GGAGAGGCCGGGACCCAGCCAGAAGCGAAUAAACAGCUGCUUUAAUGAACUGUCCUCGCGCGCCUGCUUUGUGCCAGGCACUGUGCUGGGCCUCAUUCCUUCUUCCGACCUCUUCUUGGGUGGAAGAACAAAUUAGCCAUCUCCACUCCCCGGAGAGGGAAAGAGCCUCCCGCUGUCUGACCUCAAAUACCACUGCCAGAGCCCCGAUCUUGAGCCUAGACUAUGGCCAGGCGCUGGCCUGAGUGUUUUGCCUGCACAUAUCCGUCCACCCUCACAAGGAACCUAAAAAGGACCGUGACCUCCCCACUUUAUAGUGCCCCUGAGGCGCUAAGCUGCCUGGGUCCACCGGAGGCCGCGCCAUGAAUGACCGAAACAGUCGGAGGAGGACACUGAAGAAAGACGAUGAGGCCUUCGAGAUCUCCAUCCCCUUCGAUGAGACGCCCCACCUAGACCCACAGAUCUUUUACAGUCUGAGCCCCUCUCGGGGAAACUUCGAGGAGUCUCCGGAGGCCGCAUCCCCAACCGUGGCCCUGAUGAAUGGUGUCAGGGCCCAGCUGCACAUGGCUCUGGAGAGAAACUCAUGGUUGCAGAAGCGCAUCGAGGACCUGGAGGAGGAGAGGGACUUCCUGCGGUGUCAGCUGGACAAGUUUAUCUCCUCAGCCCGCAUGGAUGCAGAGGACCACUGCCGGGGGAAGCCUGGGCCCAGGCGGGUUGAGGGGGACAGCCGGGGUGGGGCUGGGGGCGAGGCCUCAGAUCCGGAGUCAGCAGCCUCCUCACUCAGCGGAGCGUCUGAAGAAGGCAGUACCGUGGAGAGGAAGAGACAGAGGCAGAAGGGAGGUGCUGGCCGGAGACGCUUUGGGAAGCCCAAGGCCCGGGAGAGGCAGCGGGUGAAGGAUGCAGAUGGAGUCCUCUGCCGCUACAAGAAGAUCCUGGGCACCUUCCAGAAGCUGAAGAGCAUGUCUCGGGCCUUUGAGCACCACCGAGUAGAUCGCAACACGGUGGCGCUGACCACGCCCAUCGCGGAGCUGCUCAUCGUGGCCCCGGAGAAGCUGGCGGAGGUGGGCGAGUUCGACCCCUCUAAGGAGCGUCUGCUCGAGUACUCACGCCGCUGCUUCCUGGCCCUGGACGACGAGACCCUCAAGAAGGUGCAGGCGCUUAAGAAGAGCAAGCUGCUGCUCCCCAUCACCUAUCGCUUCAAGCGGUGAUCCUGCCCCACCUGGCCCGGGACGCGCCCUUCGGCCCCCACUUCCCUCCCUCCUGUGUCCCUCCUGGCACCGGGCGAGCGUGUGCAUGAGUGGCGUGCUCCUCCAGAGGCCCUGGGGUGUUUCUGCACGUGCCUCUCCUGCUCCUGCAGAUCCCCACUCCCACCCCAGGUUCCUCCUAUAUAGAUCCGGUCCCCUUCUUGCCUCUCACGUUCCUAGCUUCCUCCCCUUUCUCUGCAUUCCCUGGGGAGGGGCGUCCACUUAGCCUGGCCCCCAAGCUUCAGGGGUCGGUUUCUGCCCUUUCCAAACACUGGCACUCCUCCCACGCGAGCUGCACCGUCCUGCCCUCACCGGGCGCUUCCUCCGGGGGACACUGCGAGACUCUCUGCGGGGCCACGCACUGUACAUACCCCGUCUCUACUCCCAGCCCCGAGGAGAGCCUGGCCCACUCUGCCAGGAGCUCUCCACCCGCAUUCUGGACAAGAAAGAAUUAUUCAGAGAAUUUAAAUUAAAGAGAGACGAUAAAAUUUGGAAUAAACUA